AGGUAGAGUGGAGAGGAGAGGGCGGCUAGUCGGGAACGUCAGGAUAGGAUGGGGAUUGGUUUGCCGUGAUUUUUUACAAGUGUGAUUUGUGUUGUGUUUAUGUAGUUUAUCAAUGAAAACACUUCUUAUUUUGUUUUCUAAAGACAGUACUAAACUAAGAAACCUGCAUAUACACGGACGCUGCAGUGUCAACAGUUCCGUGGAGCCCGGGGUUUGGUCAUGUGAAUUUGUGUCAAUUAUUUGCUGAGUCUGAUCGAGGCUUCCAUUAUUUUUCAAGAUCAAAUAAAUAAGUUCCUGUAACGCCGUCCAUCGCGGCUUUAAAUUAAACAAGCAUGUGUUUAUGAGUGGAGCACGGGAGAUGGGGGGCGCGCGGUUCGUCGCGUGCGCGCUGCUGCUGCUCUGUCCGCUGGCCCUGAGUCGCCACGACGAGGACUUCGCGUUCGACAACAGCGAGGAAUUCCAGGUUGAACUAACAGCAAACCAUUCAGAAAUAGCGAAGAAUGGCCUAAAAAGGUUAUGGGGUGUUCCUGAUACAUCGGCCUACGUGGGACACUUGUUCCGAAUGGAAAUACCCAAACAAGCAUUCACCGGCGACGUACUAGCAUAUAAGGUUCACAGCGAAGAUGGACGCCGCACGCCAAGCUGGCUGGCCGUGGACUCGAGACACGGGCUGAUCAGCGGCGUACCGCAACCGCAGGACCUCGGCCCGCACACCUUCACCGUCACCGCGCACGGACGGAUCCGCGGGCUCAGCGCGACGGACUCGUUCACUAUCGAGGUGAAGAAAGCGGAAGAGAAACCCCACUCCAAAUAUGGCUCUUGCGUGGGCUCCGAAAACCGCCUAGUGCUCGCGGUUCUGGUGGACGGGGCCUUCCAGAACAUCUCUCCGCGGCAGCGGAUACGCGCGCUCAUGGAACUAGCCAGCUUCAUGGCCCUAGACUGGGACGAGUUCUGGAUUGAGCCGUACAAGACGGAAACGGCGCGGACGCAGUCGGUGCUGAUGAGCGGUGUCGGCUCAGCUUCGCGCAGGCACGGUGACGCCACGACUGCCAUCUACUUGAAUGUGGGCUGCGGUGAGAAGCUAUGGAGCCGGCACAAGGUGCUGGUGGCAGGUCUACGCGAGCAGUCCCGCGACGGCACGCUGGCGCACCUGCUGCGGCUGCCCGUCAUCGGCUGGCGGCUGACGGCCGUCAAGCCCGUGCCUCGACUCAAGAGACAGUCACCUCAAGACCUGGACGACGGUUCCGGCGCGGGCUACGACAACUACGACGACGACGAGGACGCCGGCGACUACAGCGGCUACGACGACGCCGAGGACGACGACAUUUACAAGGACGUCGACCCGCCCGCCGGGCCAGAGAUGGUGGACGCCCCGCCCCCCGCCCUCCCCCCCGCCGCGUCCACGCCCCCGCACCCGCACCGCCACCACCACGGCGAGUCACCCGACACCACCACCGACACGUUUCAGACCGAGGCGCCGCCGACGACGACCCCCCUCCCCCUCCCCACGCCGCCCCCGCACACCCUCCCCCCCUCCCCCCCGCCCGUCACCACCCCUCCACCCGCUUCCACAGUGCCCCCCUCCCCGCCCGCCACCCGCCCCGUCACCGCCACCGAAGGAACUACGCGCGCAGAAGAAACCACUCCCGAGCCCGCCUCUACUAAUACAUAUACCACGGAGCUGGAACCUAAAGUGAAAAUCACUCCGUACGGCGCCGAAACAGCAUCAGAAGCCAGUAUUGUGAGUUAUUCCGCCGUGCCGGCGACAAACCCCAGGACCUUCGACCAUGACCAUGUCAUCAUAGUACCUGGUGACGAUUCCACCACCACAGAAGCCGAGACGCAGACUGUUAUAAUUCGCGCGUCCAACGAGCCCUCUUCCACCGAGCCGCCACCCUCUUCCACCACGCCCGAGGCCACAGCACCCACACCAGCUACCACGACAUCAACAUCGACAACUGAGGCGCCGACCACGAUGUCGACAACUUCAACGACGUCGACAACUUCAACGACGACGGAGGCGGCGCUGCCUGUGACUGAAAUUACAGAAGUCACGAAGGAGGAGUCGGUCACGCCAUCGGAACGAUCAAGCACGAUCUUCGGCCGAACCACUGAGACUGUGACGUUCCCGAUACCUGUGACCAAGAAACCGCCAUCGCUCAAACACCACAUGAAGAAAGUCGCCACCGCCGCUGGGAAAGCGUUCAGAUACGUGAUCCCCGCGAACCUGUUCACGGACCCCGAGGACGACAACAACCUGACGUACACCAUGUACAUGAAAGAGGGUACCAAGCUCGGCAGGAACUCCUGGAUACAGUUCCUACCUUCCAAACUGGAGGUGUAUGCGUUGCCCUUAGAAGCGCACGUGUCUCGCUGGAACUUCGUGAUCGAAGCACAAGAUAGCGAGGGCCGCACAGCUCAGGGACCGCUCGAUAUCACCGUCCAACAGCACAAAGCCGCCCGGACGAUCAACCAUCAAUUCGUCAUGCACUUCAAACUGAACAAGACCUUCACCUACGACCUGGACUGGCAGAUCCGCGCGCUCGAAGGCAUCGUCAACCUUCUGGCCACAGACAUGCACCACAUUACUGUGCUGAAUGUGUCGCAGACCGGGGACGUCUGCGAGUUCGUGUGGACCAACGAUACCCUGCCCAAGGAGACCGCGUGUCCUAUGGAUGAUAUCAAGAGACUGAUGCAGAUAAUGGAGUCCCGCCCCGAAUCUCACUCACCGUCCCAGCGGCUGCGCGACGUGAUGUCGCCCGAGCUGUCGGUGCUGGACGUGGCGUGGCGUGGCGCCGGCCGCUGCGUGCCCGCCGCCGCCGCCACGCCCGCCGCCGACACCUACCCGCCCGUCACGCGCAACCAGGUCGACAUGCUGCGCGCCACCGUAGGACACCUGCUGCUCUACAAGGUGCCCGAGGACACGUUCUUCGACCCCGAGGACGGCGGCACGCGCAACCUCGCCUUGUCGCUCCGCUACCAGGACCGCAGCGAGCUGCCCGCGCCGCACUGGCUGCAGUUCGACGCGCGCAACCAGGAGUUCUACGGCCUGCCCUCCGCCACCGACGUCGGCACCGUCCACUACCAGCUGAUCGCUGAAGACUCUAGCAAGAAGAGCGCCUACGACAGCCUCAUAGUGGAGGUGAUGAAAGCGCCCGCCAUCAAGCCGACCGUCGAGUUCCAGAUGACGCUCGACUACGAUUUCCAGCAGCUCGCGCACAGCGCCAACAACAAGAGGAAGAUCGUCGAGAAACUCGCCGCGCUCUUCGGGGAUAAGGACACCAGUAAUAUUAGAAUUCGGAAUAUUACGGAUCAUCCUCAUGCUAGCACUACUAUUAUUUGGUACAACACAAGCUUACCAAUGGACAGCUGUCCGAAAGACAAAAUCGAGACGCUCCGCAAACUGAUAAUCGCCGACGACGGCGCCCUAAAGGACAUCGUGGACACCGUGUUCGACAAGGAGAAGGUCAUGUCGAUAACCCUGAUCCCGCUCGGGUUGUGCGGAGACCAGGGUACGAAGAUUGUGAAGCCUCCGCCGCCCGGGCCAGGCGGGUCGACCACCUCGCACCGAGGUGCACCCGGCGCUGCCGCCGAGGCUGGCUAUACCGAGUACCUGGUGACCUUCGUCAUCCCCGCCGUGGUCAUCGUGUGCAUGCUGCUCGUGGCCGGCAUCAUCGCCUGCGUGCUCUAUAGGAGGCGACGGACCGGAAAAAUGAGCGUCGGCGACGAGGAGGAGCGGCAGGCGUUCCGCUCGAAGGGCAUCCCCGUGAUCUUCCAGGACGAGCUGGACGAGCGCGCCGACGCCGAGCCCGUGCACAAGAGCCCCGUCAUCAUGCGCGAGGAGAAGCCCCCCCUCCUCCCCCCGGCGCCCGACUACCGCGGCGACGACGCGCCCUACCGCCCGCCGCCGCCCUUCGCCGCCACCCGCACGCCCCCCAGGCCCAAGGCCACGCCCACCUACAGGAAGCCUCCCCCGUACGUCCCGCCUUAACU
Messenger RNA from Cydia amplana, 3993 nucleotides. It is a transcript of the gene Dg, whose product is annotated as dystroglycan 1. The transcript has 22 exons. NCBI's taxonomy places the organism in Eukaryota, Metazoa, Arthropoda, Insecta, Lepidoptera, Tortricidae. Gene Ontology annotation, biological process: axon guidance; nerve development; morphogenesis of an epithelium. The record is from RefSeq and is a predicted model, not a curated record. The coding region runs from base 341 to 3991 and encodes 1216 amino acids. Gene Ontology annotation, cellular component: dystrophin-associated glycoprotein complex; dystroglycan complex; sarcolemma. Gene Ontology annotation, molecular function: laminin binding; calcium ion binding.